AUGCAAGCAUGGACAGCAGGGCCACCUCCACCUGUGCCCCAACCUUGGGUAUGGAGGUGCGUCAAAUGCCAACGUGACUAUAGAAUCGGCGUCACCUCGCGCUGUCUAAGUUGUGGGCAAAGAUUUGCAUAUUUCAACAAGGACAAGAACAAGAACAAGAACAAGGACGAGAACAAGCCAAAGAAACUGCACUGUGAAACUGACUUUGCUUAUCAGGACUGGCUUAGAUGGGCUCGAUGGCGGGACAUGGCAGAAGUAGAAAAGACAAUGGCACAGGACGACCCUGACAGGCCGAUGCUGUUUGAAGCCGAUACAGCGCACCAGCUGUACUAUGAACUUCAGCAGGAGCGCCGAAUGAGGCUCAUAGCAGGACGUCAUGACUGCAUCCGGGACUGCUCUUAUAUUGGUCAAUGCCGUACAGAAAGGCAAGAGAGAUUGACUCAAGGAGAGCAGUCUGACGACGAUGAGACCAUGGAAGACUCAGAGCCCGCGCAGCCCGUGGAGGAACAGACAGGCAAAGAAGGAGGCGGAGAAGGCAUGGAAGUCGAGCAGUCCACAGACCAAGAUGAACAUGACACUGUGGCUAUGACAGACGCUGCUUCCCUUGAAGCAGCACAUCUACUUGUGAACUUGGGCCCGGAUGUGAACAUGGCCGUGAGCACUACUGAAGAUACGGACACAGACAUGAGCACGGUCGAAGAUGCGAACGGAGACAUGACAGUGGACGAGAUCGUGCCGAAGCGUUUUUCUUGGCUGCGAUGGUAG
Messenger RNA from Grosmannia clavigera kw1407, 765 nucleotides. RefSeq lists its product as uncharacterized. The record is from RefSeq and is a predicted model, not a curated record. The coding region runs from base 1 to 765 and encodes 254 amino acids. The transcript has a single exon. NCBI's taxonomy places the organism in Eukaryota, Fungi, Ascomycota, Sordariomycetes, Ophiostomatales, Ophiostomataceae.